Aureobasidium namibiae CBS 147.97 is the source of this 1935-nucleotide messenger RNA. RefSeq names its product SGT1-domain-containing protein. The transcript has 2 exons. The record is from RefSeq and is a predicted model, not a curated record. NCBI's taxonomy places the organism in Eukaryota, Fungi, Ascomycota, Dothideomycetes, Dothideales, Saccotheciaceae. Gene Ontology annotation, cellular component: nucleus. Bases 1 to 1935 code for a protein of 644 amino acids.
AUGCUAGAUGAUCAAAAUCGCGUGCAGGAGGUAGACUCUGACGAUGAAGGAGCAACGGAGUUUGAUAGCUUUGGGCAAAGCGAAGGAUUUUCUGAGAUCACCAAACGCCUCCCAGACGACUGCAUCGAAUACGCAAUCUUCAUCAUCGACUCGAAACUGAAAUCCGAUUUUGCCAGAAGGGAGAAACUGAAAGCUAUACAAUCAGCCGCUACUGUCUCGCUCAAAUCACCGGAUCUCGAGGACUACAUCUGGCAGCGCGAGAAAUUCCGAUUGGAUUUGAUUGAUGCUAGACUCGACGGCAAUACUCAUGGUACAGGGAUUAGCGAUGGAGAGAAGCUACAUAUUCCUGGUCAUGAAUACUACCUGCAUGGACGAACGAACUUUGGCGACUCAAUAGCAGACGAAUGGCUGAUCGUCUGGCUACUUCUCGAACUCAGUCAACGGCAUCCCUCAGCUUGGAUCCAAGUCCGUGAUCCAGAUGGCGAAUUUCUGCUAGCAGAAGCCGCAAAUGCUUUGCCAAAGUGGUUGGAACCCGAACUUGCCGACAAUCGCGUUUGGAUCCAUCGCGGUCAACUACACAUCAUACCAUUACAACGAAAUGCUGGCGGUGGAGCAUCAGGACCCACUACUCCUGGACUGUCUGGCAACGUCGACAUGGCACAAGCUUUGCGCUUCUUGCAGCAGACUCCUCAUUCGACAUUACAUUCGCCCAUGAUCGAAGAAGAAGCUUUCCACCGCUUGCGAGAUCAUCCAGCUGCUAUCUCCAAGAGCCAGCAUAGCGCAUUACUCUUGGUACCACGACGUCUCGCAUACCUUCUUCACCGCAAUCCAGCCUAUGUAGCUCCUGCCAUCGAGGCGUUCUAUCUUCGCGAUCCCAUUGCUGUGAGACCGCUAGCCACAAAAGAUACAGCUACCCUUCGCUUUGCACCAGAAGAUUUCGUCACCAUGAGUGUCCGCUUCCCCAAGGUUGGCUACGCACAGCUCGUGAGCCAGGAUUUUCCUCCACCCCCUGCUUGGGUAGGCAUCACACCUCACAUCCACAAGAAGCCUGUCCUCUUAGGCAUGAAGCUCUCCUGCGGCUUUGAGAUGAUGCUACGCGACCCUCAAAACAAAGACAAGCGCGAAGUCAGAGAAAUGAACAUGCUACUCGAAGACAUAGAAGAAGAUGGAGAAACACUACCCACCGAUUCCACCAUCGCAUCAUGGCCACAAACAAACGACGACGACAAAUGGCUCGAUAUCGACUUCAAAGACUUUGACGCAGAGCUCAAAGGCCGCAGUGGGGCAAACGACACACCUUCAGGCCAAGGUUUCGGCGAUGAAUCAACACAAAAGGACCUCCAAGACAUGGUCUCGCGCUUCGAAAAAUUCCUCAACGAAGACGAAGAGACCGGCGCUGAAACCUUUUCUUCUGGCUCCUCAUCCACCUCUGAUUCCGACAACGAAGACGACGAGGAAGAAGACAAAGCCACUUCCUUCACAGACGCCGAAUUCGAACAAGCGAUGCGCGAAAUGAUGGGCAUGCCCGACUCCACAAAAGACUCCAACGGCCUAUCCUCCGAAGCCAGAAAACUAGCGCUGGAAAUGGAAGAUGAAGAAGAAAUGGAACGAGAUGACGAAAAAGAAGCAGAGCAGAUUUGGAAAAUGAUGCAAGAGAUUCAUGCUUCACGUCAAGACAAGAAGACCAGAGAGCAGGAAGACAUCGAGGGCAGAAACAAUCAAGGCAAAGGCAAGGGGAAGCAAAAGGCGAAACCAGUCACUAUAGACGACGAAAGCAGUGAUGAUGAAGAUUUGCUGGCUGGAGAGGAGGGAGAUCCGCAUUAUGAGAUGCUUAAGAAUAUGCUUGAGAGUUUCCAGGGGCAGGGCGGUAUGGCUGGUCCGGCGGGCAAUCUUAUGGGGUUGAUGGGCAUGGGGAGUAAGUUACCACGAGAAUGA